Cyphomyrmex costatus is the source of this 696-nucleotide messenger RNA. RefSeq names its product zinc finger protein 239-like. Gene Ontology annotation, molecular function: DNA-binding transcription factor activity; RNA polymerase II cis-regulatory region sequence-specific DNA binding. The coding region runs from base 1 to 696 and encodes 231 amino acids. NCBI's taxonomy places the organism in Eukaryota, Metazoa, Arthropoda, Insecta, Hymenoptera, Formicidae. Gene Ontology annotation, biological process: regulation of transcription by RNA polymerase II. The transcript has a single exon. The record is from RefSeq and is a predicted model, not a curated record.
AUGAAUUCUCAAGAAUGUACACAACGAUCCAAACAAUUAUUAAAACAACGCGCCAAAUUAACUCGCUUGAAAACGACGGAGGGUAACAGGAGUGCCUCUCACAAGUGUGAAGAGUGUGGGAAAGUUCUUUCCACGUCGUAUAAUCUGCUAAUUCAUCACAACAUUCACGCUGGCGUGCGACCCUACACUUGUUCUAUUUGCAACAAGAGUUUUCGAUCAGCGUCCGGUCUGAAUAGGCACGUGCGCGACGUCCACGACGGCAUCAAAAAUUUCGCCUGCGAUAUUUGCGGCCGUCAUCUUGCCUCAAGAGCAUCGAGGGACGAGCAUAGGCGCACUCACUCUGGUGAGAGACCUCAUAUAUGUGAAACCUGCGGCAAAUCCUUUAAGCAGAAGGCGUCUCUACACGUCCAUCGACUCUACCAUUCCCAAGCCCUACCAUAUCGUUGUGUUCUAUGCGACCGCGGUUUUAGAAGGAAACAGGAAUUGGACAAGCACGCAAUCUGGCACUCUGGUCAAAAGCCGUAUGUCUGCGAUAUUUGUGACGAGCGUUUUCGCAGCAAAGGUUGCAUCACCCGUCAUCGACGCACUCAUAUCAAUCAGCAAUUGCAUAUUUGCGCAAUCUGUGGAGCCAAGUUCACUCAGGAACGAUAUCUGAAGAGACACUGUGGCAGUUUACACACGACUGUACGCACAUAA